AUGAACAGUCUCUUUGAACUUCUCCUCGUCGAGGAACUGCAAGAUCAGGAAAACAAGCUCUCUACUGAGAGAAGACAUCUUAAACGCACCCAAUUCUCGAAAAAACAAAGUCCAAGUGAUGUGACUGGCGGAACAGGUACAGGACGGGAGCUGGGAUGGGGUGGAAGUGUGGAACCGAGUGAUAGGGUCGGAAAGUUGAAGAAAGUGAUUUUAACACCUUCUUUAUCAGAUACCCUCCGACAGACUUCUAUUGGCCAAGACAUCUGGAGUUACUCCCCAUACAUACCGGAUCGAAAUAAAAUCCAAAAAAUCAAUAGAGCAACCGGGCAAUCACUCGGGUGGAUCAGCCUCAACCACCCGGAGUUUCGCGGCAGCGUUGGAAGCAGCACCAACUACGGCUCCAAGUGUCGGCGUGCUGCUAUUGCUGGACCCAGUGCCCUCGCAGGAUUCAGAGAAGCCCCGCUCGAUGGCCUGUCAACGUCAAAAAAGAUUAUUAUAAUUAUUAUUCUCGAUGCCUUACUUUUAUUAUAUGGUCUUGACUAG
Dovyalis caffra is the source of this 543-nucleotide messenger RNA. The record is from the annotation of a GenBank genome assembly. Lineage: Eukaryota; Viridiplantae; Streptophyta; Magnoliopsida; Malpighiales; Salicaceae.